Messenger RNA from Trichomycterus rosablanca, 600 nucleotides. RefSeq names its product NADH:ubiquinone oxidoreductase subunit A13 (gene ndufa13). The record is from RefSeq and is a predicted model, not a curated record. Bases 32 to 466 code for a protein of 144 amino acids. The transcript has 5 exons. NCBI's taxonomy places the organism in Eukaryota, Metazoa, Chordata, Actinopteri, Siluriformes, Trichomycteridae.
ACAACACAGCGACGUCGCUGGUGGGAGAAAGAUGGCGGCGUCCAAGGUGAAGCAGGACAUGCCUCCUCCGGGAGGUUAUGGUCCCAUAGAUUAUAAACGCAAUCUGCCUAAAAGAGGACUUUCUGGAUACAGUUUGUUUGGCAUCGGUAUUGGAGUAAUGGUGUUUGGCUACUGGAGGCUUUUUAAAUGGAACAGAGAGAGGAGGCGGUUACACAUUGAGGAACUGGAGGCCCGGAUAGCUCUGUUGCCUUUGCUGCAGGCUGAACAUGACCGCAGGACGCUGCGAAUGCUGCGUGAGAAUCUGGAGGAGGAAGCCACCAUCAUGAAGGAUGUCCCUGGCUGGAAGGUGGGUAAGAAUGUGUUCCACACAGACCGCUGGGUGACUCCACUAACAGAGGAGCUCUUCAACCUUCGACCACGCGAGGAGCUGCUGCACAAAAAGUUUGGGUUUCUGUGGUAUGUGUAGGAUCCAUCUCGCCUUCGGAUUAUCGUUCCAUCAGCCCCUAUCGACACUGCUCGGCAAUACCAGGCACUCUGUUUAUGUUCAGACUGUAAAUGUUUAAAAUAUUAAAUACUUUCUUUGAUUCUCUAAACGUGCAA